GUAAAUUUUUUAAGUUUUUAAGCCUGCUGCGCCUGUUGGUAUCCAAUUUUUUUUAAAAAAAAUGGGUAACGAAAUAACACCAAAAUCUGCAGAAUUAACAGCUCGCCAAUUAAUGGGACAAAAAGACGCGAUUGAAAAUGAAUUGAAGGAAUUGGAACAGAUACUAAAAGGACAAGGUGUUGAAAUGGAUGAACCUUUAGUUGAUGAGUCAGGAUUUCCACGCGAUGAUAUCGAUUUAGUAGCCGUUAGAACUGCUCGUUCAAAAUUAAUUUCCUUACGAAAUGAUCAUAAAGAUAUAAUGAAACAAAUUGAAGAAGCCCUUCAUGCAAUGCAUGCAGAAAAUAAAGCAAAUAAGGAAGAUAAGUCGGUUGAAACAGCCAUAAAUCGUCCGAGGCCUUUUGCUAUCGUUAAUUCGGUAGCACCAGAUUCACCAGCAAGAGAGGCAGGUUUAUUAAAAGGAGAUGAAAUUACUCGAUUUGGGUCGAUCCAUUCGGGAAAUCACCAAAAAUUACAGGCUUUAAACACAUAUGUAGUAGAUAAUGAAGGGAAAUCCAUUAAUGUAACAAUUGAACGCGGAAAAGAAAAAUUAGUAUUACAACUGACACCAAAACGCGGAUGGGGUGGAAGAGGACUUCUAGGUUGUCAUAUUAGUUUAUUAAAGUAAUAUUCAUUACAUCAUUAUUCUUAAAAUUUUCUUGCAAUUUAUUCACAAAUAAUUGGAAAUUAAAUUGGCUAAAAAGCCUACAUGCAAAAUUAAUUAAAAAAUAUAUAUAUAUGCGCAAAAGUCCAUUUACAUUUACUAAAUUAAAUACUAUUAAAUAUGCAAUGUUUCUGAAUUCUUAUUAACAAAAUGCAAUUAAAUAUUAAUGUCUGAACGCUUUAGGCAAGCAAGGCAAACAAAUAUGCCUCUACUAUCUUUACCUUGUAGGAUUAUCUAGAUAAUGGACCUGAUCUUCUUAGUAUU
Messenger RNA from Rhizophagus irregularis DAOM 181602=DAOM 197198, 964 nucleotides. RefSeq lists its product as uncharacterized. Gene Ontology annotation, biological process: proteasome regulatory particle assembly. Gene Ontology annotation, molecular function: protein binding. Gene Ontology annotation, cellular component: nucleus; cytoplasm. NCBI's taxonomy places the organism in Eukaryota, Fungi, Glomeromycota, Glomeromycetes, Glomerales, Glomeraceae. The record is from RefSeq and is a predicted model, not a curated record.